ACAGCAGCCUGCUGCAGUGGCCUUGUCAGUUGUCGGAUUUUUUUUAUCAGUGAUCCAUAACGAUAAUAUUUUAUUUUAGUUUUAUUUACUUAUCUAUGGUUUUGAAUUUCGUUGUUGAUUGUUCUCAUAAAAUUGAAACUUGUGUUAACUGCAGAUAUUAUCAACUAUCGAGAUUCGAGACCGUUGAAAACUUAAAAAUCAAUUGGUUAAUAGAUCUAUUCGUUCGGACAUCGUUGGUAUUUUGGUAAUCGCUGUGCAAAACCUUACWAGUUACAAUAUUGUUUGUUGAUUUGUUUGAUCGUAUACGAACAAUGGAACCAAUGGCUUUAGGAUCACCGCAGCACGAUAGUCCGCAAAAACCUACCUAUCUUCCUGGAUACUUGAUGGGCGAACGUGGUCAAUCGCCGAUUGGUAAUGUUUCGAUUAGCACCAUGUCUCCUUUACGUGCAAAUCGUAGCCACACCUCAGAUGUACACACUACGUUUUUGAUACGGAAUUUUCAUCAUGAACUUAGCGAUAAACCAUCUUCCACUCCUAUCUUAAAUAGAGUCAAUGAGGAACCAACAAAAGCUCCAACAAUUGAUUUAUUUGAUUCAAUUAAUACUUCCGACUACAGAGAAGAACAGUGUAACAAUAAAGAAAACAAACAAUUUUAUUCUGAUAAAAAAAAUCUGUUUGAACAACCAAAAGCAGUUCAAGGAUAUUGGAUUACAGUUUUUGGCUAUUCAAUUUCAAACAAAGAUGAAAUAUUAUCUAAAUUUAUACACAUGGUGUCUUGUUGUGAUGUGAGACAAGCUGGGCCAAAUUGGGCACACAUAUGUUUUAGUGAUUCUACAGAUUAUCAUCGAGCUCUUUUAUUUAAUGGUCAUGUAACCAACAAUGGAGCUAUGAUUGGAGUUAUUCCAUGCAAUGAUAAAACAAUUUUAAAUGAAAAUAUUAGUCCUAUUGAUUCACAUACUGGUGCAAGUACUGAAAUUUUAUCGAAAUCUAUGCGUUCACCAAUUUUAGGUCAACAAUUUUCCAGUCCAAAUGAUUCAAUUUCUAAAAGAAAUAUUAGACCUAUGGCUAAAAAACCUAUGCCUAUUCAAGGACAAAAUAACUGUCCUUCAGCUACAACUUCAAAUGGUAUUGUUACAAAAACUUUGGAAUAUUUGUUUGGAUGGUAGAUAAAAAAUGUAAAUAUGUGUAUGACAAACUCACUAGUGGGUUUUAAACCAUUGUUUAUAUUUUAUUAUUUUAAUACAUUUUUGUUCAAAUCAAUAACUUAACUGCUAGUAAAUAAAAUUAUAAUGGAUUAUUGGAAUUUCAAACCGAUGCAAGUCCUUUAACUAUGUUAUAAUAAAUAUCCAAACCUCUAAUAAAUGUUUUCUCAUUAAGAAAUUCAUUAUGAUCAUGCAAUAAAGUUUUUAUCCCGGUUUU
Messenger RNA from Diuraphis noxia (Russian wheat aphid), 1419 nucleotides. It is a transcript of the gene Nup35, whose product is annotated as nucleoporin 35. Gene Ontology annotation, biological process: NLS-bearing protein import into nucleus; nuclear pore organization. Gene Ontology annotation, molecular function: phospholipid binding; structural constituent of nuclear pore; nucleic acid binding. The record is from RefSeq and is a predicted model, not a curated record. Lineage: Eukaryota; Metazoa; Arthropoda; Insecta; Hemiptera; Aphididae. Gene Ontology annotation, cellular component: nuclear membrane; nuclear pore nuclear basket; nuclear pore central transport channel.